Molecule: messenger RNA, 525 nt
Organism: Camellia sinensis
Lineage: Eukaryota; Viridiplantae; Streptophyta; Magnoliopsida; Ericales; Theaceae
Source: RefSeq, a predicted model, not a curated record
AUGAAAGGCCAGACACGAUUUGGUGUGAAAGGUAAAUUAGCACCAAGAUAUGUUGGACCCUAUGAAAUCCUUGAGAAGAUUAAUUCAGUGACGUAUCGAGUAGCUUUACCACCAGUUAUGGAACAUAUGCACAAUGUUUUUCAUGUCUCUAUGUUUCGGGGUUAUUUGAGGGAUCUACUACAUGUGAUUGAACCAAAUCAUGUGCUCCUAAAAGAUGAUUAUACGUACGAGGAGAGGCCAAUGUACAUUGUAAAUCGCCGAAUCAAAAGAUUAAAAAACAUGGAAAUCCCGUUAGUAAAGGUUGAUUGGCAGAACCACGGAGAGACAUAUGCAACAUGGGAGACAGAGGAAGAUAUGAUGAAAAGAUACCCAGAUUUUCUCCCUCUGGACCCAAUGUUUUUCCAAAAAAAAGAAAUAUCUGUUUCCGUUUCUGUUUCGUUCUGUGAAUUAAAGGCCUUAUCAGCAUCCAAUCGCAAAAUUGACUUGAAUUACGUGUUAGUUGAAAUUUUUAGAAUAUUACGGUAG